Messenger RNA from Suillus fuscotomentosus, 621 nucleotides. RefSeq lists its product as uncharacterized. NCBI's taxonomy places the organism in Eukaryota, Fungi, Basidiomycota, Agaricomycetes, Boletales, Suillaceae. Bases 1 to 621 code for a protein of 206 amino acids. The record is from RefSeq and is a predicted model, not a curated record. The transcript has 3 exons.
AUGCCAAUGGCCAAUGUCCAACAAUUACUCAAUCGUGCUGUUCCCGCACAAGACCAGAUACUCAAUUUUUGUGGAAUCUCACCUGAAUGGCAUGCAGCAGACUCUGUAACCCGUUUCCUGAGGACUGUUCUCGUGUAUCUAGAGGACAUUCAAUUUGUGGUGCUUUAUGGAGGAAUUCCUGACCUCACACUUGCUCAUUCUAUAGGCGAGUUGAUGUACCAGAAAGGCCUAAAGACCACUAAAAAACCAAAGCUGCAUUCAAGUUUUGAGUGUUUCAUUCAACUGUCCUUAACAUCAACGCCGGCAGUCCAACAAAUUCGGGAAUAUACAUUCAAUGAUGGGCGUACUGCUCUACAAACUGCUUAUCUUUCGCACAGCGAGGCCACACUCAAGAGUGAAGCAUCUGAAAGUGGUUCACUAUGUGCACUGCACACCAUUCAAGAUUGCCCAGACUAUGAUGAAUGGGCAGAAAUAUCUCCAUGUUAUGAUCUUCCACUCAUUAUGGGCGAUGAUCUUCCAGAUAAGCGAAAACAGCACCCUGCAGAUAACCCGCUCCUUGCCUGGCUGCCAGAACAUCAGUCCUUCCUUGAUGAGACAAUUUUCUUGGAGGGUCGUGCUUAG